CAAGAAAAGCCACGACUCAUUGAGGCAAUGAAUUUAUGUUGAUUUGACUGGAAAUGCGGACAUAAUUGGACGAUGCUUUGUACCUAAAGUAUUUUUACUAAUAAUUCGUCAAAAAUGCUGCAUAAUACGGCGACUUUGUCGCCUCAGGACAUUUUAACUGAGGUUAGAAAAUUCAUCUCCGGUGCCAUUCGGCCUGCCCAUAAUACAAACACACAAGAUGUAACCCGUACGGCAUUAUCUUUGUUGAAAAAUGUACCCGCAGCGAGGGAAGCUGUACUUGAAUAUUUUUGUAAUGUAUUUUUCGUCGCUGUAACAAAAUAUGUUCGUCAGAUCGAGUCAAAUCAGAAUAUAUCGAUAUCUGAAGAGAGCAUUAUAGCAGAAAUUCAUGCUAUCCUGAGCAGUUUCGUCAAUGGAAAUCCAGAAGCAUGGGCACCUAUCAUAUCAGCAUGGUCGUUGGACUUACUAGGCAAACUAUCCUCGGAUUAUUCAAAACGCGGCAAUUUACCUGUCAAUGCAGGCAUCAAUGAUUUUAUGCAACAAUGGAUGUCGUGCCGUGCAACAAGGACUCUAAUAGACAUUACGGCCCAAUGUCUGCAGUGUCUUAUGCAUUCCGAUACGGAGUCUUGUAUCAAGGCAUUAUUAGACACCAGUGUGAUACACAGUCCAUAUUUCGAUUGGGUCGUUGCUCAUGUAGGAAGCUGCUUUCCAAAUACUGUGAUCACGAGGGUGUUAUCGUGUGGAUUGAAAGACUUCUGUGCCAUGGGCUAUGAACAUAAUGUUAAGAAUCCAAAGUUAAAUUCUGUUGUCGGUAUAUUGGGACAUUUAGCUGGUAGCCAUUUUCAAGAUAUUAGAAAAGCACUGUUAGAUUUGUUUGAAUGGAGUUUAGAAGAAGAUAUAAAUCUUGACGAAGAUACCAAAAAGCAGAAACUAGCCACUGUACCAUUUCUUUUGAAUUUGGCUUCACUUUCUCAAACUCUUUUGAAAGCAAUAACUAGCGAUGUGUUACAAAUAUUGAAAUCAGACAUCAUACCACAACUGGCAUUGUUUGCAGCAGAUUGGUGUAAAUACUUUGAUAAUCAACCAGCGGCCUUAAUGGACUUGAUGGUACAUUUAAUAUUAGGAUGUGAGCAAGGCGCAUCACAAAUAAUCAAUGUACUAUUAGAUAUAAGUUUAAACACGAGCAACGUCGGCUAUCACAGUGUUAAUGCGGCACAAAAUGUGAAAAACAUUUGUCGGGAGAUAUUAGAAUUGAUUCUACAGGAAAUCGACCUCUUAUUGAGAACGCACGGACCUCAAUCCGCAAAUAUUCAUCUGUUGAGUUCUAUCAAACAGGAGAUAUCGUUGAUAGUACCAAUGCUGCUAAAUCCAAAUCCACUGCGUGUGCAAACGGCUGUCAGACUAUUAUGUUUUCUCAGAAGUCAAAAUCCGAACAUAGUUGUCUCCACAGUAUCCUACAUGCUGAUGAAGGCACAAACAAUGUUCCAUCUUGCGGCCUUAAUACGUCUUAUCACUAAUAAUGUUGUACAAUUUCCUACGAGUAAAUCCGUAACUGAAAAUAUGCUUGCUGGUCACGAUUAUUUUACGCAGGUUUUGGAACAAGCACUCAGAGAAAUAUACUAUAAAAAUGUGAUAGAAAAAGAGGAAUCAAAACAGUUAUUCAAAAAUCUUAUUCUGAUGUUAAAAUGGGAAAAAUCAAAUAAGGUGGAGAUAUUGCAAUCACAAAUGAUUAGCAGAGCCCUCAGAGCUAAUUUAUAUCAAAUAUCUUGUUUAUUGAUGAGAAGCGAUGAUUUUAAUUUGGCGAAUGAUGUCAUUACUCUCUUGGAUCUGUUGAGCACAUCCGAAAAAGACCAUAUUCUCGAUAUAGAACUUAUGCUGAAAUUAACAAGAGCAAUCAUACAGUAUUUCUUUUUAUGCAUUGCUCAAACUGAUAUUAUAAAAAAAGAACAAGGAGUAAAGAUGGUAUGUCAUUUACUGAAAGAUUUAACAUGUCAUUCUACGUCCGCACGUGUAUUGGCUCUCAGAGAGAUACUAGGAAAUAGUAUCAAUAAUGAGCAGGCUAAAUACUUUGGCGCAAAGGAAAAAUUCGAGCCUCAUUUUGAAGAGAUGUUAUUAUUACAUCAGAAUCAUAAACAAGUGACGAGUACCAUGUUAGCGCAGCGACAUUCAUCAGUAUUUCACGCUGGCGUGAUAGGACAUGGUCCACGAAGACUUCCGCCGGAAAAUUCGAUCGAUAAGGAAAUCAUUACUUUAAACAAAAUAUUGCUAAUAGAUGUAAUAAAGGCUUGUUGCAGCAAUCAGGAAUCAGAUCGAUAUCCAAUUAACUUGGAUGCUCUGACAAUGGUCAGUUUGUUGUUAGUUGAAUUGGUAUCGCCUGAUGUUAUGUACAAUGGUUUACCGUGGCCUGACGAGGAAUUUACAAAGGUCACAAUAGAAAGAGAUUUACAAAUCCGUCGUAAAUUCAAGGAUGUUUCUUUGUUAUGGACAUUGUUAGAAUUGACUGCUUGGUAUAGGCCGGCAUUAGCAUAUUGUUCCGUUUUACUGAGAGGCAUUACUGCGACUGUCAUGGCUAAUUGGAAUACAGAGGAAGGCGUUUCGCUUGUCAAUAUAAUGGCACUUGGUCAAUUAUUACCACCACCGCUGGCGAGUAUUAGAGACAUUCUACCUGUUUUACAACCUCAUCAGAUCAGUACAAUAAUGAGGGAAUGUUUGUGGGCAUACAUGCGUGAAAAUGUGCCAUCUCCAGCGCUAUUUACGCGAAAUGAAGGUACCAAUAUAGCUUGGAGAGAUAUCGAUAUGUCAUCGCCCAAUGCACGUUUUACAGAUACUCUUCGUUUAGUAUUAUUGGCAAAUAUUCACACUUUAGGAUCUCUGUAUUCAACAUUAUUUUACAAUGAAAAUAAAUAA
Molecule: messenger RNA, 2904 nt
Organism: Atta colombica
Lineage: Eukaryota; Metazoa; Arthropoda; Insecta; Hymenoptera; Formicidae
Gene: omd
Product: integrator complex subunit 5
Exons: 11
Coding region: 115-2904 (929 amino acids)
Biological process (GO): snRNA 3'-end processing
Cellular component (GO): integrator complex
Source: RefSeq, a predicted model, not a curated record